AUUCCCGCUGCUGCCGUGUUAGAAUACUGGUCCAACCGCUUUGCUCUACUGUGCAAAACCUGCUCCUCGGUCCUACCUGUUCCUCGGUCCAGCGGUGUCCUGCUUUCACCGGCCAUCUUCUCUCCCUGGCACCGGCAUCUUCAGUGUCUGCAGUCUCUGGUCAUCUCCUGUACUAUGUCUGCAGUCUCUGGUCAUUUCCUGUACUAUGUCCGCAGUCUCUGGUCAUCUCCUGUACUAUGUCCGCAGUCUCUGGUCAUCUCCUCUAGUAUGCCCGCAGUCUCUGGUCAUCUCCUGUCCUAUGUCCGCAGUCUCUGGUCAUCUCCUGUCCUAUGCCCGCAGUCUCUGGUCAUCUCCUGUCCUAUGUUUGCAGUCUCUGGUCAUCUCCUGUACUAUGUCCGCAGUCUCUGGUCAUCUCCUGUACUGUGUCUGCAGGCUCUGGUCAUCUCCUGUCCUAUGCCCGCAGUC
Staurois parvus is the source of this 465-nucleotide messenger RNA. NCBI's taxonomy places the organism in Eukaryota, Metazoa, Chordata, Amphibia, Anura, Ranidae. The record is from the annotation of a GenBank genome assembly.